Messenger RNA from Triticum urartu, 2019 nucleotides. The record is from RefSeq and is a predicted model, not a curated record. Lineage: Eukaryota; Viridiplantae; Streptophyta; Magnoliopsida; Poales; Poaceae.
UUUAUACUUGGCGCCACUGGAAGCAGAUGCUGCUGCGUUACACGCCUGCUAUGUGUUUGCAACGCUGCACCUAUACCAUGUAUUCUCAGCCUAGCCAGUUACAAGGAGGAUUGUCACAGAGCAUGGCCUUAUGGAAUCACUCUCGCUCACAUGCAGUCAGUUAUCACACAAAAAUGGGUCUAGUUAGUCUUUCUCCUAAGAGCACAAAAUCAUCUCGUCUGCAAAAUGGGACAUGCUUUGCCUGCUUGGAGCAACAGUCUAAACGCGGAUUAUCACCAAGAGAUCGUAUCCUACAUGCUAAGCUUGAUAUGACCUCACAUCACAAGUUUUCUAGUAUUAGCUACAAACCGAGAACGACGACAAGUUUAGCACAAAAAAUAGGAGGUACAGGCGCUGGACUUUCCUUGAGUUUCGCAGUUUCUGGGAUAGCAAAUGCUGGCGGUCCGGUGGAUAAUGACAUUGAUUCCAAAUCGUCCUCUAGUUGUGCUCAUGGGAAGAAAGUUUACACCGAGUAUUCUGUCACCGGCAUGCCUGGGGAUGGUAGAUGCUUGUUCCGUUCUGUGGCUCAUGGUGAGUGCAUUAGGUCAGGGAAACCCAUACCUAAUGAGAAUCUUCAAAGAAAGCUCGCUGAUGAUUUAAGAACACUGGUUGCUGAUGAGUUUAUCAAGAGACGGACAGAGACUGAAUGGUUUAUUGAGGGUGAUUUCGAUACAUAUGUCUCUCAGAUUCGGAAGCCACAUGUGUGGGGAGGAGAGCCAGAAUUGCUCAUGGCUUCUCACGUUCUUCAGAUGCCAAUCACUGUUUAUAUGCGCGAAGAAGCAGCAGGUGGUUUGAUAGCGAUCGCGGAGUAUGGCCAGGAGUACGGGAAAGAAGACCCGAUCCGGGUCCUCUAUCAUGGCUGUGGCCAUUAUGAAGCGCUGCAUAUACCAGGAAACGCUGAGCCCAGGUCAAGACUGUAACAUUUGGAGUUGGAGCUCAGAAACCAGAUAGUUGUAGAUUAUAAGAUGGGCAAACCAUGAAGACAUCGCACAGAGGAGUGUCCCAAGAGCAACAAUAUUCUCUGUAGGCUCAACGGCCAUCUCAAACACUUCGAGUAGCGAGUGCAGUCUGCAUCAUUGAAGGAAUCAGUUCGCUGAGGCAAUAUUGCAACGACAUCCUCAUCAACAAUCAACGGCUUGCGGGGCAUGUCUCGGACGCCAACGAAGGGCAUUGCAAAGCCGAGAUCACCCUAACUGCAUGAACCUUGCCAGCAUACUCUUCGACCAUCACCAAAGAAACUACCUCGGGCACAAGAGGUACGCCACCUACAAUAUCUUUUUAAAUAAAGACAUGAAAAGGGCAUCUUAGGUCCGAUUAUUAAUACUAUCGAAGAAAACAAAAAUCAAUUCAAUGGACAGACAACUAGACGUUGAAAGACUAGUAAAAAAUAAAAUUACAUCGAAGGCUUAUUCUUCCUCGGUUGUACGCCUCCCGCCAAAGAUUGAAAAUUGCACUGAACCAAUAGUAAAGGAAAGGGACACCUGUAAACGCCCUCGCAAUACCAGGCUUUGAAGACCGCAAUAGCCACUCACACCUUAGGACAAGAUUUAUAAAUUGCUGAAGCAGCAUCAUGCUAGAGCAUCACCCCACGUAGAACAAGCUUGCGGUCCAUCACCAUCAGUUCAGAGGGUUGAAGAAAGCGAACCAUACCACAAAACAACAUGAAAGAAGAUGUUGGACUCGCCGCACCAAUAGCCAGUCAAAUAUCUCUCCUUGAAAGACACGCCAACUGCCAAGAUCUGAAGGAAAUCAACAUAUAUGGGGGCACAAAUUCUCACAGGCCCUUCGUAGACGUCGGAUCAAAUGUCAUCGAGGGAUGAGACUAGAAGACCUUAUUCCAACACGCCAUCGCCGCCACCACCUCAUCGAUGUCGCCAAGGAAACAAAAAACUAAGCGGGAAAUGAGACGGACGUGUCCCUACACCUAUUGCCGUUGACGAGGCCAGCAAACGAGGAAGAGGAGCGGGACAAAGGUGGCGC